Molecule: messenger RNA, 1148 nt
Organism: Anarrhichthys ocellatus (wolf-eel)
Lineage: Eukaryota; Metazoa; Chordata; Actinopteri; Perciformes; Anarhichadidae
Gene: tsn
Product: translin
Exons: 6
Coding region: 109-792 (227 amino acids)
Biological process (GO): RNA metabolic process
Molecular function (GO): RNA binding; single-stranded DNA binding; sequence-specific DNA binding
Source: RefSeq, a predicted model, not a curated record
GACGCGUGAUGACCUCAUCUCUACGCGCCACACGAAGCAGCGCGGAGCGGUUCUCGUGCACGUUCUUUUUCUAAAUUAGCUUAGCUAGCUGCUGCACGGAUCCUCAUCAUGUCUGUGACCGAGAUGUUCAGCUACAUUCAGGGCUUCCUGAGCGCCGACCAGGACGUCCGAGAGGAUAUCCGUAAAGUGGUCCAGACGUUGGAGCAGACGGCCAGAGAGAUCCUGACCGUCCUCCAAAGUGUCCACCAGCCGUCAGGGUUCAAAGAGAUUCCCAGUAAAUGUGCCAAAGCUCGGGAGUUGUUCUGCACGGUCCGCUCGCAGCUCGGCGACCUGAAAACAAAGUUCCCUGUGGAGCAGUACUACAGGUUCCAUGAACAUUGGCGCUUCGUCCUGCAGCGCCUGGCCUUCCUCUCCGCCUUCGUGGUUUAUCUGGAGACAGAAACCCUCGUGGUCCGGGAGGAAGUCGCCAAAAUACUCGGCAUCGAGGUGGUGCGAGAGAAAGGCUUCCACCUGGACGUGGAGGACUACCUGGCAGGUGUGCUCAUCAUGGCCAGUGAGCUGUCGCGGUUGGCGGUGAACAGCGUGACGGCGGGCGACUACACCCGGCCGCUCCGCAUCUCCAACUUCAUCAACGAGCUGGACUCGGGCUUCCGGCUGCUCAACCUGAAGAACGACCCGCUGAGGAAGCGGUACGACGGCCUCAAGUACGACGUGAAGAAGAUCGAGGAGGUGGUGUAUGACCUGUCCAUCCGCGGGCUUGCCAAGGAGGCCGAGGCCGGCGGGGAGAAGUAGCGCGGAGCCGGGGAUCGAACCCGCGGCUCCGGCAGCCGAGUGAAUGAAUGAAUGAAUGACGGUCUGUUCAAGAUCCACGGUUCAGUUUGUUGCUGUUUGUUUUUUAUAAGCUUCAUGUGUUUUUGUUUACUGAGCUGGUUCUUAUUGGAUCUCAUGAUAUUGAUGUUAAAUCAUAACUCUGUGUUUUCACAGAUUCCUUUUGUUUAUUUGCCCAAAAAAAGAAAGAAAACAUGUUUGUUCUCCGGCUGAGUCGACGUCGGCUGGGUUUUCUUUGGACUCAAAGAGAAACUCAGGAGCCUCAUUAUGAAGGAAAUAUUCCACCAACAAUCCAAUAAAUACCUUUUCCAGCAUUCUAA